Molecule: messenger RNA, 1619 nt
Organism: Osmerus eperlanus (European smelt)
Lineage: Eukaryota; Metazoa; Chordata; Actinopteri; Osmeriformes; Osmeridae
Gene: lmx1a
Product: LIM homeobox transcription factor 1, alpha
Exons: 9
Coding region: 164-1240 (358 amino acids)
Biological process (GO): regulation of transcription by RNA polymerase II; neuron differentiation
Cellular component (GO): nucleus
Molecular function (GO): DNA-binding transcription factor activity, RNA polymerase II-specific; RNA polymerase II transcription regulatory region sequence-specific DNA binding
Source: RefSeq, a predicted model, not a curated record
UCGACCGCCUGCAGCAGAGAAAGUUAUUAUCUCCGGUUCUCCUGGCCACUCUGUGCUCUUGUUGUUUGUCCGAUCAUCUAUUAUCAAAAAUAUCGGAAAUAAAUUCAUACAGAACUGAACAUAACAACUCAACAAAUUGAAUGAAUUUUGCUUAGAUAAAACAAUGGUGGAACACCCUACGUCUUUACUUGGCUUGACAGAAAGGACAGUGUGCGCGGGAUGCCACCGUCUCAUUCGUGAUAAAUACCUGCUCAGAGUGAACGACGGGCUGUGGCACGAGCGGUGCGUGCGCUGCGUGGCUUGCGGUGACCCGUUAAAGAAUUCUUGCUUUUUGCGAGACAAGAAACUCUAUUGCAAGCUGGACUAUGCGAAACUGUUCGCGGCGCGUUGUCGAGGCUGCGCCGAGGCCAUCUCCCCGGCAGAGCUGGUGCUGAGGGCGGGGGCCGCCGUCUUCCACCUGCGCUGCUUCACCUGUAGCGUGUGCGCCUGCAGGCUGCAGACCGGAGACCGCUGCGUCCUCAGGGAAGGACAGCUACUGUGUGCCAGAGACCUUGACCAAGGGCUGGCCAGCCCCGUCUCUUCAGACUCAGGUAAAAGCGACGAUGAAGAGGAGGAGGAGGAGGAGAGCGUGAAGUCGUCCAGCAGACGCAACGGGGCGGAGGACCCCGAGCACAAACGCCCCAAGCGGCCGCGCACCAUCCUCACCACCCAGCAGAGACGAGCUUUCAAAGCCUCCUUCGAGGUCUCCUCAAAGCCCUGCAGGAAGGUAAGGGAGACCUUGGCAGCAGAGACUGGCCUGAGUGUGCGAGUCGUCCAAGUCUGGUUCCAAAACCAGAGAGCCAAGAUGAAGAAGCUGGCCAGAAGGCAGCAGCAACAGCAACAAUCCUCAAGACCCGAGCAUCAGAACCACACAACGCUUCACACAGCGCCCUCCUGUGGCAGUCUGACCUCUGACCUGGACCCCCUGGGCUCGUACCACGGCCUCCAGCAGCAGCAGGUAGGCAGCACCACCCUGGAGCAGCAGGACUAUGACCUGGACCCCUUCAAGCAGGGCCUCACCCCCCCGCAGAUGCCCGGAGACCACAUGCACCCUUACGGCUUCAGAGGGCUGUAUGACGACAUGGACGUGGCCCCUUUCUGUCACCUAGGAGACGGCUCCUGUCUCUCUUUGGGGGACUCCUCCCUGCUCACUCCCAUCGACCGUCUCUGCUCCAUGCAGGACUCCUACUUCACCUCCUGAGCGCCGGGGCGUACCCCACCCAGGUCAUCACCUCCCUGGGCACAUCAUGCCUCUCACCCCCCCCCCCCCCCCCCCUCUACCUGGGUGUCUCCUCCAGUGCUUUAGAAAUCAAGGCCUCAUCAUCCAAGGAAUCCUCCCAGUGUGAAUUUGGGUUUUGCAUGAAAGUGGGACUUUUCCAGGGACUUUUGUUUUCAGAUGUGGGUGGGACUGCUUUUUUUAUAUCUGAAAAACCGUGAAAUAUGAUUUUUGUCAUAAAAAGUGGGACAUGAAAGCUAAACCACUGGACUGUGUGGUUUUUCUACCUGUGAGACCAGAUGAGAAUGUAAUAUAUCUAAUGCUGUACAUAACUUCUGGUGUGUGUUUGUAUUUAUUUGUUUGU